Akanthomyces muscarius is the source of this 576-nucleotide messenger RNA. RefSeq lists its product as uncharacterized. The record is from RefSeq and is a predicted model, not a curated record. The coding region runs from base 1 to 576 and encodes 191 amino acids. The transcript is spliced from 3 exons. Lineage: Eukaryota; Fungi; Ascomycota; Sordariomycetes; Hypocreales; Cordycipitaceae.
AUGCCACCGAAGCGCAAGCCCGCGGCCGCAGUCGGCGGUGCGCCGAAAGCACCGCGGCAGUCCAAGCUCGCCAAGGAGCACAACGUGUCCGCGCAGGAGGAAAACGAAAUCAAGGAAGCCUAUAGCCUCUUUGCGGAGCCCAUGGACGGGGAAAAGAAUGGUGUGCUGCCGAUUGACGAUGUCAAGUCUGCCUUGAUUGCUCUCGGAAUACCGCCCUCCUCCCCCGCCGAGCUCAGAGAGUUCAUCUCCAUCCUCGACCCCGACGGCGACGGCUACGCGACCUAUGAACCGUUCUUCGCCAUUGCCGCGCUCAAGUUCCACAGCCAGGACCAGGGCGCGACGCACCAGGCCGAGGUCGACGAGGCGUUUGCGCUGUUCACGAACCACCAGGAAGGAGGAGCGGGCGCGAUCACGCUGGCGCACCUGCGGCGCGUGGCGGCGGUGCUCAAGGAGGACGUCGACGAGGAGCUGCUCAAGGACAUGAUCCUCGAGGCCAACGGCGGGGCGGGCGUGGCGCGGGGCGUGCGCAUGGACGAGUUUGAGGAGGUGAUGCGGAGGGCGGGCGUGUGGCGGUGA